Prunus armeniaca (apricot) is the source of this 891-nucleotide messenger RNA. The record is from the annotation of a GenBank genome assembly. Lineage: Eukaryota; Viridiplantae; Streptophyta; Magnoliopsida; Rosales; Rosaceae.
AUGGGCUUUGAUCUUGAAUCUGUAGCAGAGGCAACAUCAGGGGCCAUUGGAGCUUUGGUUAGCACCACCAUCUUGUACCCACUUGAUACCUGCAAGACCAAGUAUCAAGCUGAAGUCCGAGCUCACCAUCAGCAGAAGUACAGGAACAUUUCUGAUGUUUUAUGGGAAGCAAUUUCUACCCGUCAGGUGCUUUCUUUAUACCAGGGCCUUGGGACAAAGAACUUCCAGUCCUUUAUUUCACAGUUCAUCUACUUCUAUGGAUACAGUUUUUUUAAGAGGUUAUACUUGGAGAAAAGUGGAAAUAAAACCAUGGGAACUAAAGCAAACUUGAUAAUUGCAGCCGCUGCCGGGGCUUGCACAGUGAUAGUGACACAGCCCUUGGAUACAGCAUCCUCAAAGAUGCAGACAAGUGAGUUUGGGAAAUCCAAAGGACUCUGGAAGACUCUUUCAGAGGGAACUUGGAUUGAGGCAUUUGAUGGUCUUGGCAUAUCCCUUCUUUUGACAUCUAACCCAUCUAUCCAGUACACUGUAUUUGAUCAGCUGAAACAAAGACUGUUGAGGGGGCAGCUGAGCAAAAGAACAGGUACAGAGUCAUCUCCAGAAGCUCUUUCUGCCUUCUCUGCUUUUGUAUUGGGUGCUGUCUCAAAGUGUAUUGCAUCCUGCUUGACUUACCCAGCCAUCAGGUGCAAGGUCAUGAUUCAAGCAGCAGAAGAAGAUGAAGAAGGUAACAAGGAAGCUCAAAACGGAUCUAAAAAAUCCAAAAAGACAAUUUCAGGGAUUACAGGCCCAGAUACUAAAAACUGUGCUAAGCUCGGCAUUGCUUUUGAUGAUAAAGGAAAAGAUCACAAAGACCACCUGGGUCCUAUUGCUUGCUCUGAGGAGAUGCUAUAA